This is a messenger RNA of Ictidomys tridecemlineatus (thirteen-lined ground squirrel), 1087 nucleotides long. NCBI's taxonomy places the organism in Eukaryota, Metazoa, Chordata, Mammalia, Rodentia, Sciuridae. The record is from RefSeq and is a predicted model, not a curated record.
UGCCGAAUCAGUUACCAGUUUGAGAACCUGCGGCCUAAUCGGCAAUUGGCCAACAUAGUGGAGAGGCUCAGGGGGUUCAAGCUGAACCCAGAGGAGGAGCAGAAGGUAUAUCACUGUGCACGCCAUGGAGAGAAGCUCCUACUCUUCUGUAAGAAGGAUAAUCAGGUCAUUUGCUGGCUUUGUGAGCGUUCUCAGGAGCACCGUGGACACUCCACAUUCCUCUUGGAAGAGGUUGUCCAGGAGUACCAGGAGAAGUUUGAGGAAAUGUUGCAAAACCUGAAGAGAUCCAAGGAAGAAGCUGAGAAGUGGAAAGUUGACAUCCAAACUGAGAGAACUUUCUGGAAGGUAGGAGGAAAUACUUUCUGAGGGAAUUAGCUAGAACUCUGGGCAGGAUCUUUUUCUUUAUUUCAUGGCAGUCUAUAAGGUGGAAAGUAUUUGAAUAAUCCUCUUUGCCCUUUUCCUUUUGGAGUGGAGGCUGGAGAGUGGGUACAACACAAAUGAGUACAGCUGUUUGGAGAGAGCUGUUCACAGGGAAGCACUCCAGUGAGGUUGGCUUGCAUCCUGUUGCUGUGGUGCUUUUUGAGACUCUGAUUCUACUGAAGGAAUACUUUGGCAAUGGGUCAUGGUUCUGUCUUCAAUGUUCAGCUUUUGGCAGAGGUUCAAGAGUGGAGUGAGGAAGUUGUAGCUGGAGAGUGGGCAUCCCCAAAAGUUAAGUGGUUCUUCUCCACUGUGCCAAUACAGUCGCCACCUUUUUUCUUUUUAAUUCCUUCCAAACCACUUGCUCAAAGACUAAGAUGCCCAAAUAGCGCUGGUUGGACCUACGGGAGGAUAACUCUUCUAACCAGAAGCCUGCGGGGAACAUGACAAAGAAGGACUGAGAAUGUGAUAGAGGGUUUAGAGAGCCAGAGAGGGAGAACAAAAGCCAGAAGGAAUUGUGAGCUUCAACCAAUUGCUAUGCUUAUCAGUGCUGUAUUAUGACCUUUGAAAGCUUCUCAUUUAUCUCAUUCAACACAUUCUGCUUAUUCAGCGCACACACUGGACAUGCAGGACACAAAUCACUUCUGCAGUGUAUUAACCCACUCACUCG